GAUAGUUACUUCUACUGCCAUCUUAUAUUAAACUUGUUGGUUCCAAUCUUUGGACUCUAGAAAUAAUGACAGCGAUUGACUCCAUACAUUAAUAGUUUUGCUUCUCUUUUUUGAAAAAGAAAAAAGAAAAAAAGAAGACAAUGCUACAGUUUAUAUUGUUAGCUGGAACGACAGCUAUUAAUGUUGCCUAUUUUAUUAUUGGUUCCUGGUUUUUAGCUGUUAAAGUGGUUUUUAUAUUAUUCCGAAGAGCUUUACUCCCCACCAGUCUGAAAGCUAUUGAGAAUGAUAUUAUACUUAUUACGGGUGGUGGAAAAGGACUAGGCCGGCAAAUAGCUUUGGAGUUCGCAAAAUAUAAGCCUAAAUUGAUAAUACUGUGGGGCCGCCACGUAGAGUCACUCUCCCAGACCAGUACAGAAGUGUGUGCACUGGGAACCCCUUGUGUUUACAUGCAAUGUGAUGUCAGCAUCAAAGAAGAUAUCAACAAACAGGCUAAUGAAAUAAAACGCCAACAUGGAGCUGUUACCAUUCUUGUGAACAAUGCUGGAAUAUUGGCCCCGGGGAAUUUUCUGGAAGUUGAAGAUGAGAAAAUUGAGCAGAUUUUCAAAGUUAACAUGUUGGCUCAUUUUAGGACCGUGAGAAUGUUUUUACCUGAGAUGCAGCAGUUAGAACAUGGCCACAUUGUGACGAUUGGAUCUUGUCUUGGAAUCUCAGGAAUGGAUGGUGUUUCAUCCUAUUGCAGUUCCAAGUUUGGUGUGACUGCCUUUGCUGAUUCUCUGGCAGCCAUGUUAGACAGUGCUACCUACAAAGGUGUUCAAUCCACUGUCGUUUAUCCCUUCCAGAUUUCUAACAGUAUGUUUGCUGGCUGUGAAAUUAGGUUUCCUCGUUUGUUUCCUCCUGUGGAUGAAAAGUAUGUUGCUGUAAAGACAGUAGAAGCAGUUCUUACCAAUACCAAAUCCCUCAUGAUUCCACGCCUUAUUGGUUAUAUAAUCAUAUUAAAGACGCUCAUGCCCUUUGAAGUGACCACAAAGUUAAACAAGUUCUUUGGUGUUUCAACAGCAAUGGAAAAAUGCAAGAAACUUGGAAAUGCUACAUCAAGCUGACUGAAAUCUAAAUCAGAUGACAACGUUUCCCUAAAAGAGAAUGGAAAAACUUUCAAAAUACAAAGACCUGGAAAUAGAGGUAACUCGAAUGUGGAAUCUAAAAACAGAAACAAUUCCUAUCAUAGUAAGUGCCUUAGGUAUAAUAAAAAAAUAUUCAGACAAAUACAUAACAAAAACACCAGGACUUACAAAUAUAUAUAACAUACAGAAAAUUGCACUACUGGGUACUGCACACAUUCUACGCAAAACACUUUCAAUACAGUAACCAUAAGAGCAUCACAGCAAACCACAGCACAG
Molecule: messenger RNA, 1397 nt
Organism: Octopus bimaculoides (California two-spot octopus)
Lineage: Eukaryota; Metazoa; Mollusca; Cephalopoda; Octopoda; Octopodidae
Product: short-chain dehydrogenase/reductase 3
Cellular component (GO): lipid droplet
Molecular function (GO): oxidoreductase activity, acting on the CH-OH group of donors, NAD or NADP as acceptor
Source: RefSeq, a predicted model, not a curated record